Blastomyces dermatitidis ER-3 is the source of this 3642-nucleotide messenger RNA. RefSeq lists its product as uncharacterized. The record is from RefSeq and is a predicted model, not a curated record. NCBI's taxonomy places the organism in Eukaryota, Fungi, Ascomycota, Eurotiomycetes, Onygenales, Ajellomycetaceae. Gene Ontology annotation, cellular component: fungal-type vacuole membrane. The transcript has 5 exons. Bases 1977 to 2963 code for a protein of 328 amino acids.
UUUCUCUAUUUCUCUAUUUCUCUAUUUCUCUACUUCUAUAUUUCUAUAUUUCUGUAUUUCUCUACUUCUCUAUUUCUGUAUUUUCUCCCCUGACUCCCUGCCAGACAAGACAUGUAUGUCAUGUGAAGAAACACGACAAUUGGAACCCGAGAAAAGAAAGGCGGUGGUUACUUCAUGUGCAGGUACUGGGUACAUCUUUCCUCCUAGCUGGUCUCCUACUAGCCACCACUGGGGAGGAGGAGGAUUUUGCUCCAAAUUGCAGCACCCUGCCUGGCCCCUGCCUGGCCUUGAUUGGCCUUGAUUGGCCCCACCUGCAGCCCGUGACCAUCCCCAACCUGGGCCAACUGGGCCAACUGGGCCAACUGGGCGAAAAUCUGGGCUAAACCUCGGGGCCACUUACAAGUUACGGCGUACGCAGUAGUACGCUGUAGCAUGGAAGUACGCACAGUAGUAACUAUAAGUUAACUACUGUAGGCGAAGCAGCUCUUGCCCCGCCGAGCCAACUCCAGACAAACGCCAACUCGCCGCCAUGGGAAAGAUUCGUGAUUCCUCUUGCCUGACUCGGGUAGCCGGCGGGGAAGUUCGCGUAUAGCUAAGAUUGUUGCGGUUUGAGGAAAUUCUGUCUGUACAGAGUACGGAGUAUAUGUACAGAGUAUAUGUAUAUGUACAUACAUGUACAUGUACCAGGUACUUGCACUGAUGGUACUGGUAUCCCCCCCCCCUGCAACCAGAGCUGGCUAUCCCGGGUCAAUCAUAGCCUCACAGGCUGAACAUGGCCAGUAACUUCGUUACUCGUGAGAGAGCAGUGAGAUGAAGGCCUCCCUAUUUCUAGAGAUUAUCUGCGGCGUAUUGUUCCGAGAACAGCAAGCCUCCUGAACUACCCAGACUAGACUGGUAAUCCCCGUUGUCUUUUUUUCAUACACAGCCAGAAAUGUGUUGAAAACUCUCUCCCCAUCAUAUGGUUGCCUCCUUUAGAUAUGUAGAAACCUCACGAGCGCAACUUUGCAAGCAACGUCAUGGCAUGACACGAUUAUAUCCAAACCGAACAAUUCCAUCUUCUUGCUCCCUCCCUCCGUCGGCUACCCGCUAGUGUUGUCAUGUCUUCCCUCCCCGCAUCCACUAGCUAGCAUACUAGCUAGCAUACUUGGUUAGCCAAGAGCCAAAGUAGCACAUCGCUGAUUCGCAUCGCGUCAGGGUCAGUUCUAGUGCCGUUGAAAUCAACCGCGGUGAUAUUGCAUGAAUGCUCAUCCUUUUUUUUUUUUUUUUUUUUUUUUUUUUUUUGCCUCCUCCUCUUUUGCCUCCCUGGAAGCAUGUGAUUGAUAGUUUCGCGGUCUCAAUCUUCUUCCCCUAACAACAAAAAAAAAAGAAAAAAAAAAACGAUUGCAACCGACCUGUCGCCAUCGUAAUAACAUUUAUAUACAUACAUACCCUACUAGUCCAGUCCCUCUUGCUCAACCCUCUCCGACUCGAUAUUUUGCGCAGAAUUACGUACGGCAUUUAAUUCCCCACAGUCUGCUCUGUGAUCCUUCUUCUGCCCUUUUGCGACCUAUCCUAUCUAUCCCCGGGUCUACGCCUAGUUGGCCGGUAUCCGUUUUUAUUUUAUUUUAUUCGAUCAAUUAAUUUACCUUGUUUUUCUUUCCUUUCCUUUUUUUUAUUUUUAUUUAUUUUUAUUAUUUUUACCUCUGCCUUUCCCUUGGGGGAUUGGUAUUUAGUUACCCCAACACCCCAGCUUCUUGCGGCUUCCCCCCCCCAUUUUUGGAUGGUUUCCUCCCCCCUUUACCCCCCCCCCCCCCCCCCCGCUCCUCUCUCUCUCCCUCUCUCCCUUUUUCUUCUUCUUAUUUCCUCUCCGUCCUUCUCGCCACCGUGGUUGUGGUGUGGUUUUUUAUCAAUCGCUUCAUUCUCUUCCGGGGACACCGCCAACAACACAUUUCUCCUAAACCAAACCACACCCCUUAAGGCCAUACAUAUCCCAAAAGAUGUCGGACAAGGUUGAGGCUGGCCCCAACGACAUGGCCCCUAAGCCUAGCUUUGGUGCCCGCGUCAAGGCUAGUUUCAAGAGGUUUUGGUGGCUAUAUCUGGGCAUUUUCAUUGCAGUUGUGCUCGUUAUCAUCUUGCCUGUCAUCUACGUCGGCUACCCCAACAUCGCCCAACGCGAAGUGAACAGAUCCACCCUCACCAUCAACUCCAUGGAAAUCACCGACCCGACCCCAGAUUCCUUCCGCAUCAAAGUUGACCAGACCAUCGGCUCUAAGUCCAAGUUCCACCCCCAACUCGACGCCUUCAACGCCACCAUCGCCACUGCUGGCAGCGGGAAGCCCUUCAUCACCCUCGAAGUCCCCCCUGUCAAGGCCUCCGAUGGCGCCAAUGCCGUGAUUGACCAGAUCGUCAUGCCUGAUCUGGAGUCCUUCACGGACUACUCCAUCCAGGUUAUGAAGUCCGAGACCGUUGAUCUUGAGAUCACAGGCAGGACAGGCUUGAAGGAGGGUUCUCUGCCGAAGACGACGGUGGAUUACCACAAGGUUAUUACCAUGAAGGGCCUCAAUGCACUCAAGGGCUUCGAAGUGAAACACUUCGAACUCGCCUCCAAGCAACCCGACGGAAGCAACAUGAUUGGUGAAGUCUUCAUCCCAAACCCCAGCGUCCUAACCCUCACCUUGGGAGACGUAACCCUCGAACUCUCCGUCGACGGCACCAAAAUCGGCACCGCCAAGCUUCCCGGCCUCGUCAUCCGCCCCGGCGACAACCUCGUCCAAAUGCGUUCGACCGUCGAACUCACCAAGAUCUUCCCCUUCGUCAACGGCGACGACGCCAAGUACAAGAACGGCGUCAUCCCCGUGACCAUCGUGGGCAAAUCGGCCGUGUAUGACGGCAAGGAGUUGCCGUAUUUCACCGCUGCGCUGUCGUCGAAUACGCUGCAUAUUGAGUUGGAUUUGGCACCGUUGUUGGGGCUUGGUGGGAAAUAAAUAAGGGUGAUGGAGAGGUUUUGGGUGUGACGUGAAGUAAUUUUUUUUACAAUUUUCUUUUCUUUUCUUUUUUUUUCGAUUUCUUUUUAAUGUGGUAGUUGGAGGUAAUGAUAGCGCGGGCGGCCUUUACUAUGACGUAACGUCCAGCGUACAUGUACUGUACAUACGUACACGCACACUCGUCGUUGUCUUCGUUUUUCCGCCGGCGACGUGUCUGUGGGUAUAUAUAUGUUCUUUUGCUUCGCUGCCGCUUUUUUGUCUCUAUUAUUCAUAUAUAUAUAUAUCUAUAUAUAUAUGUAUAUAUCCUUUGUGGCUAUAAUAUCAUCCACCCCGCUAGUAUAUACGAUUAUUUUAUUUCCGAUGUCCGAAAAUGAUACCUUGUUUGUUUUGUUUUAUCUAUUAUGUCAAGGAGCAUGUGCCGCCAUAAUCCGUAGUUAUGUAUGUAAUUAAUUUAGUGGUUCCUACGAACGAUUUAUUAAUCACCUCGCUCGACUUAAAAAAAUUCUUUCUACACACCUAUCUCUUAUCUCUUUUUGAUUCGGGGGUUUCUAAUUUAUUUAUUUUCUGCUUCUUCUUCUUCUAUGAUUGUUGGACGUAGAUGUGGUCGUUAUAUGUGAACCCCCUCUUCUCUUCCCCUCCUCCUCCCCCCCCCCCCUAGCUGGAAGCCCCCUGCCUUUUC